Darwinula stevensoni is the source of this 2553-nucleotide messenger RNA. Lineage: Eukaryota; Metazoa; Arthropoda; Ostracoda; Podocopida; Darwinulidae. The record is from the annotation of a GenBank genome assembly.
AUGCUGGUGAAGCUGAUGGUUAUAUUCGCGGUAGCAGCACGAGAAAGAAGCGUCACAGCAUCCGAGCAAUACGACGAUCUCGCAAGCCUCGUGUACCAGGAGAUGCAAGACGAGGAAUCCGACCUGCGGGCGACCUCGAACCCGACCCCCGAGGUCACCGAGGAGGAUCUGGAGCUGGAAUUGGAGCAGAUGCUGGGCGGCGCGGGGCGAGGUUUCGGAAACUUGACACUGGGAGGAGGAAGUACCACUUCUGGUAUCGGUACCACCGUUAAGGGCAUCCUCCCGGUACCCCAGGAUUUCAGGGAGUACCCUGACAUUUACGUCUCCGCCGUCUCCGACAUCAUCGAUCAGGCUCCAGGGUACACCAUGUCCGUGAGCUACGACACCUGGCCCGUGGAUCUGGGGAAGAAGUUACACCUGGACGAGACGGACCGACCGCCGACGCUGGCAGCCUGGCCGACCAAGUCAAAAGGGCGCUAUUGCGUGGUCAUGCUGGAUCCAGACGCCGUGGGGGAGAAGCAUCAGGAAAGCCUCUUGUGGAUGGUGGUGAACAUUCCGGGGAACGCCAUCCACGAGGGUCAAACCGUGGCCCCGUAUCGACCUCCCAGGUCGAAUCCGUUCUCGGGAACUCAUAGAUUUGUCUUUCUUGUAUUCGAACAACCUCAAGAGAUCAGCCUCAAAAACAUCAUCUCUUCCAGGAGGGAACAUUUUUCAGCUAGGGAUUUUGCCAACUUCUAUCAGUUGGGAGGACCCAUUGCUGCGAACUAUUUCACCAGUUUUGCCGAAGAGAGCCAACAUGGUCAUUCAGAAUAUGAUAACGUCCAUGAACUGCAGGACACUUUUAUGUCACUCAUAGAACCACAAACUCUGAAUGGAUUUAAGCAACUGGUUAACAACGACACUAGUGUCAGUUCUCUGGAUAGAGAUGCUACUUUCAGGGCUUUGACUGAGUUAAUUGGAGUAGGAGAAACUAAUAUGUCUAAAAGCAAUGAAUUGAUUGGUUCUCUGGCCAAAGGGAUCUGGAGGAAAUGGUUGCACCUUCUGGAGAACAAGGACCACACAUCCCAUGACAGCAAUAAACACCACCACUCUGAGAUGGGAGAAUCCAAGCAAGAGCACCAUGAGUACCAAAAGCAUCAUCAUGGUUCCAAAAAAAUGGGCAAGAAGAAAGAACUAAGUCACAUAACAGAAGAGCAGGAGAGUCUUGGACAAGCAGAAACAUCAGAGGAGAAUGAAGAAGAAAACCAAGUGGAAGAGACUGAAAAAGAUGAAGCAAGGGAGAAGCAAUUCAGAUGGAGGGGCAAAGCGGAUGCAUUAGGGCCUCAAAUUGAAGGAGAUGCCUUCAGAUCCAGAUCAUGGCAGGGGCCAUAUACCUACAAAGAAGAGCCCACUGAAUGUGACAUCAAAAGCAUGGACAAGAUCAAAUCCCCACCAAGUAACAAGGAACAGAUCCAAGAGGUUGAGCAUCCAUCUGGAAGGAGGCAGCAAAAUAAGAUAAAGAAAAAAGGUCUAAGGCAGAAAGGAAAGAGGAGAGGGAAAUUGAGGAAGAAGAUCGAAGCUAUGCAAAGUGAGGAAGACAUAGAGGAGGUGGAAUGCAAAAUGCAGAAACUGGAAGAAGAAUAUAAAGAAGAGCCUGAAGAAAAACAGAUGAAAAAGAACAGGAAGAAACCAGAGACAGAGAUGAUUGAAGCGACAAUCACAACCAAGGCCAGAACUACAUCUCCAACAGUGUCAGUAACUGAGGCUGCAAUGAUGACAGCGAUAACAGAAGAAACAUUACCAUUAGAAACUGUAUGCAUCGCCACUCCCACUGCCACACCAUCAGUCAAGUCAAACAUAGAGGAAUGUAUUGUCAUUGAUGGAACAACUGAAACCAGUGAGGUGCACAAGAUUCCCUUGGAUAUUUGUGAUAAGAAGCUAGAAAUCUUGCUUGAAAUUCUACCAGAACAGCAUGACAGUAUGAUAUCCACCCAAACUGCAGAAGUCAAAUCAAAAGUGGAAGAAUCUGGUCCUUGUUCAACUUCAAAGGAAAAUAAUAAUUUUGGUAACAGCAGGCUAUCAGAAGCACCACAGCACAAGGAGAGCAGGGGCAGAGAUAAAUGGAAGAAAAAGAACAAGAUCAAGAUGCGGCCUGCUUCUGAGAUCACGAAGUCAAAAUCAGAGCGAACGGGACAAGAAAAGCCCACCAAGCAAGAGAGGAUGGAAAUGACAAAUGAAGACACAAAAGCUGUUCCUCCAGAGGUUGCGAAUCUGUCCAAUGAUGAAGAUUACAACAAGGCUGUUGUGAAGUGCCUUCAUGCACAAGAAUCUGGGCAAAGCUGUCCUACCCCUUCUAAGCUGUCAAUGGAAGAAUUUCAGGUUCCAAAGGUGAAUGGCAGCUACCCAAAGCACAUCUAUGUCACCUUGGUUUCCAAAAGACCCGAGCAACAAAAGGUAGCAGAUAAAAUCAGGUUUGGCAGGAAACAGAAACAGAAACUAGAAGAAAGGGUCAGAAAUGUGAAAUUAGAGAAACAUAUUCUGGAUCACACAAGGGGAACAAAAGAAAAUUAUUGA